ACCCAUAAUUCUGCUUCCAGCUGAGAAAAGUACAAGCGUUGUGAUCAUAUAAGGAGACUGCGAUGAAGAAAUGGAUGAGUCUAUUGCUUCCCACCGGUCUCCCCGUUAACCGUCAGGUCUUUCGUUUAUUUUGAUUCCAAGGACCAAAGUUGUCCCUCUACUAUCAGCGCUGUUUUUAGACCUCUCGGUAGUAAAUAUCCCCCCGACUCCGUCGCUAACCUCACACCCUCAUACAUACCUGAAUUGAACUCCUUGUCGCCUGUUUAUCUUUUGUAGUACUCUGUACCGGAUCAGCUUAGUUUCUGACCUUUAAGCUUCAUCUCCUCAAGUGUUUUCGUUGGAUCCACAAAUUUUAACGAGCUUUACAGGCUACAUAACCCCUCAGGAUUUGCGCAACUCAAUCCAGAACCAGUCAUCUGCAAACUGUCGUUCGAGCUUGGCAAGAUGCAACCACACUCGCUGGAAGAAGACGAAAAAUUCGAGGGGACUUGUAAUCAUCAACUCACCCACGUUCUAUCCUCAGAGGCAGAGGAGUACAAUUCUUCAUGGGAUAAAUUACAGAAUUCGGCAAGAAAGAAAAUGCUCAUCACAACUCCCCAACGCUCAAACAACCGUUUACGGACCUUGAUACUAAUCAGUCUGCUUGUAUCACAAUCAAUUGGUGUUAUCGGAUUCUUCACUUCAGUAUUCAUAUCCUUGAAGCCAUAUGUCUCUUCUGAUUAUGACCAUGGCUACCAAUCCAUGUUAGGUUAUCUAGUCAUCUUUACCAUUGCAAACGUUUUUGAGGUGUAUAUUGCUAUCGAUUCUCUUCUCAACCAAAAUGCACCUCAAUUGUUCGCACUCUGUCUAUUCGAAGGAUCCAUGACUGGUUUUGGUGCAUUGCUGCCUCAUCAAAUCCAUAGAGCCCUCAGACACGAUGAAAAAAUCAACACCAUUCCGCCCGCUCUGUUAACGUCGAUCAACUGGAGGCUGUAUUUGGUCCCUGCAAUUAUUGGGGUGACCACUUUGAUUUUGUCAUGGCUGACUUGGCACUUUUCUCAAGAUUUCGGCUGGCACGCUUUCAAGAAACUAGGAGCGAACAUUGCCCUGAGAAAAGCAAUGAGAGUCAAAUCGAUUUUUUACUUGUUACAAAAAUUCAAUUUUUUCUUUUUAGUUGGCUUUUGCGUUUUAAUCGUCCAGAUGAGAAAGCAGAGCCAGCUCAUUCUACAGACGCUGGAUAUCAUCUUACCUUCCUUAGCUUUAGCCGCCACUUGUCUGGUGCAACUUUUUGCAAGCAUUGCCGUUGAACUGGAACUACGGCCUUUCAUUUUCCUUUACGGGAUAUUUUGGUCUGCGGCGAUGAUGUUCAUGGGAUAUGAAAUUAUUGAGCUGCAUCCAAUAUCAGAAGCUACAGAUUCACAACAUUCAUUAAUCUUGUUCUCCUCGUUGACGAUUUUGCUGUUGUUUUCGACGGGAAUUGUGUCGAUAUUUUGCUUUAUGAAUUUCAACAAAGGGCUCAAAGGAGAAGAAGAUUCAUUCAUUGUAAGGCUUUUUCACAAGAAAGCAAGUUCCCAAUCCAGCGCUCCGCACUCUCUGGAGCCAAACUACAAACUUCAGAUACGGGCAGUCCUAGAUUAAACAAAAAGAGACAUCAAUACCAUUAGCGCAAUAUCAGUUUACCCUUUAUUUUGCUUUACUUUUCUCUCCGAUCUUUCAUUGAUGUGUGGUAUCGGCCGUACAAUUACAACGUCGCUCUCUUAUUUGUCCAAAAACACUUUGAUUCCCAUGUAUCCACCCUUUUCCUGGCUUUUUUUGUCAAAACUUGUAUUUAAAAAGGAAGGACACUAUUAUUUUCAUUACCUGAUUUAAUUUUUGGAGUGCAUACCUGCUCACAUAAAGCGA
This is a messenger RNA of Puccinia graminis f. sp. tritici CRL 75-36-700-3, 1881 nucleotides long. RefSeq lists its product as uncharacterized. The record is from RefSeq and is a predicted model, not a curated record. Gene Ontology annotation, cellular component: Golgi apparatus. The coding region runs from base 445 to 1617 and encodes 390 amino acids. The transcript has 11 exons. NCBI's taxonomy places the organism in Eukaryota, Fungi, Basidiomycota, Pucciniomycetes, Pucciniales, Pucciniaceae.